Eimeria maxima is the source of this 1281-nucleotide messenger RNA. RefSeq names its product uroporphyrinogen decarboxylase, putative. Gene Ontology annotation, cellular component: cytosol. Gene Ontology annotation, molecular function: uroporphyrinogen decarboxylase activity. The transcript has 10 exons. The record is from RefSeq and is a predicted model, not a curated record. The coding region runs from base 1 to 1281 and encodes 426 amino acids. NCBI's taxonomy places the organism in Eukaryota, Apicomplexa, Conoidasida, Eucoccidiorida, Eimeriidae. Gene Ontology annotation, biological process: heme biosynthetic process.
AUGGAAGGGACUCAACGCAGUCUCCUGGCCUCCCGGAGAACUGGAGAUGCCGGAAGAACGGAAGAAGCUGGAUUGCUUUGGACCUCCCCGGGUUCAGAAGAUGUACCGGAGGAGACUCCUCCUGAGGUGAAGAAAGAAAUAAGGCGACGAAGAUUAGCAGACCCUUUGUCUCCUUCUCGUGUCUUGGCAAAUGAUUGCCUUCGGAUCGCCUUAAUGGGACCUCAAGAGUACAGCGCAUUUGUUACAUCAUCUUCCUCUUCGUCCUCCUCAGCAGCCGCAACGGCAGCAGCUGCAGCAGCAGCAGAGAUUGGCCGCUUUUCGGUGCCUGUGUGGGUUUGCAGAGACCCUCUUUUAGCUGCGAAUGUCUCCUUGCAACCUUUUAUUCGUUUUCCUCUUUUAGACGCUGUUAUUAUCUUUAGCGAUAUCCUUGUCCUGCCAGAGGCCAUGGGGAUGCCCCUCUCAGUGGAAGAUGGAGAAGGGCCACGUUUUAGCUGGCGAUUGGAAUCUCCCGAUGAUAUUCAACGGCUAGAUGUAGCCUUCGAUGUUGAAGACAGACUGGGAUACGUAUUUGACGCAAUAUACGCGACAGCAGAGCGGCUUGAGGGGAAAAUACCGAUAAUAGGGUUUAGCGGAGGGCCUUUAACUUUAUUUUGUUAUAUGGUGGAGGGAGGAGCAGCAAAAAAAGGAUGGACAAGAGCAAAAGAAUUUCUCUUUCAAUACCCUAAGGAAUCGUUGCUACUGCUGCAGCAGAUCGCAGCUGCAGCAACUAAAUUCCUUGUCUUUGACACGAUCGCUGGUGUGUUUGCCCCCGAGCAGUACGAAGAAUUUGGGGCCCCUUUUAUGAGCCAGAUUGCACAGGACGUGUCUGCCUUCUAUCCGGGUCUACCUCUUAUUGCCUUUUCGAAGGAUUAUCUUCCUAAAUCCUUUUUAAAUUCUUCCUUUUCUGCUGUAUCAGCCUCUUGGGGUUUAGAAAGGUCUCUGAUUAAAGAGCGCUUCCAUGCAGGCGCUGCUCUAAGGCAGCAGCCCGUCGCCCUAAGCAGCAAAUCAAUUAAAGCCAUUCAAGGAAAUCUUGACCCACAAAUCCUCUAUGCUCCAGAUCAUCUCAUACGCAGAGAGACAGAACGCAUGGUGAGGGACUUCCAGCCAGGGCGUUACGUCGCUAACUUAGGGCAUGGAAUGGAGCCUUGGAUGGAUCCCCACAAGUUAGGCGUCUUCUUGCAGGCAGUUAAAGAUACUGCAGCGGACAUCAAAAGGCAACACCAGUCAACGCUACCUGGCUAG